GAGUCUUGGGACAGAUGGAAGAACUUGGACCGCAGGUCGGAGGAGUACAAGGCUGGUUUGAACGGGCCAUCUGAGGUCUUGAAGGAACAACGUGCGGAAUACCUUUGGAAGCAGCUGGAAAGGCCAAUCCCCGACAUCCGGCAGCGCAGCAAG
Cladocopium goreaui is the source of this 153-nucleotide messenger RNA. The record is from the annotation of a GenBank genome assembly. NCBI's taxonomy places the organism in Eukaryota, Dinophyceae, Suessiales, Symbiodiniaceae.